Messenger RNA from Neurospora hispaniola, 708 nucleotides. RefSeq lists its product as uncharacterized. The transcript has a single exon. The record is from RefSeq and is a predicted model, not a curated record. Lineage: Eukaryota; Fungi; Ascomycota; Sordariomycetes; Sordariales; Sordariaceae. Bases 158 to 652 code for a protein of 164 amino acids.
CACUCAAGCAAGACGAUGUCAGUCACCACUUGUGGAAACGAGAAGAUAUGGGAGGACGAACAUAUGUGUGCGCACACGUGGAGAUGGCUACAGACGAUACUAAUGAUGAUGGACAUUUUCAUUGCUUUUAUUGCGCUGAUUUUUGUCGCGGAUUUCAAUGGUAACACUCAUCGGACAAGCAGGGGCUUGGGUUGGGUCAAGGAUAAGACAGUACAGUAACCUAAAGGGGUCAGGGAUACAGGACAAAUCGGCGAAGGAACACAUAUCAUUCUUCCUCUGUUAUUGUUGUUUGUUUGCAGUUUCUUUUUCUUCUCUUCUUCUUCUUCUUCUUCACCAUUCUUGUCCGUCGCCAGAUCUAUGGAGCGAACAUUUUCCACAAAAAACUUUCUUGCUGGCCAUGUCUUCUCUCAUUUCGUUUCUUACUGUGUUUAUCUUCUUUUUUCCCUUUCCUUGUAGGGAUAUCAAAAAGGGGGUUGGUCUAAAGGCGGAAAAUGGGAAAAACAUGGAAGGCAAAGACAAAGGGCAAGGAUCAAGGGUCACUACUGGUUCAUUGGCAUAUGAAAUAUCGCGUGGCAUUUGCAAAGGAUACCCGGUUCAUUUUUUUUUUCUCUUUCUUUCUUCUUUUUGCUUUCUUUGUUUUUACUACCUCUAGUCUUCCAUUAUUUGGCUUGAUUACUACCGUACUUCUUUUUUGUUUGCCAAAGAAAA